AUGAGUGUAUUGAUUAGUACAUCACUAGGUGAUUUUGUAGUUGAUUUGUGGAUUGAAGAAUGUCCAUUUACUUGUUUUAAUUUCCUCUCCCUCUGUAAAAUUAAAUACUAUAAUAAUUGUAAAAUAUUUAAUAUUGAAAAGAAUGCUUGGUUUCAAACAGGUGAUCCAUCAUCCAAUAACAAUGAUGAAAAUGUAGGAAAGGGAGGACAUUCCAUCUUUCAUCUCAUUGAAAAAUAUAAACAUGAAAAGGUGUUGAAAAAACCACUCACGGAAAACAUUUACUUUAAUGAUGAAAUUAAUUUACUAAAGAAACAUAAUAUGGAAGGCUUACUUUGUAUGGCCAAUAAGGAUGGAAAACCAAAUACCAAUGCUAGUCAAUUUUAUGUCACUACUAGUGGCAGACAUUUGGAUUAUUUGGAUGGAAAACAUACAAUUUUUGGAAGAGUAGAAGAAGGAAUGGAAGUUAUUAAAGCAAUUGAUAGAUUAUAUACGGAAAAGAAGAAUGAUAUGGAAAUUCCAAUUCAAACUGUUAGAAUAAGACAUACACAAAUUCUCUUUGAUCCAUUUGAGGAGGAAGAAUCUUUUAGGAAACAAUUUGAAGAGUUUUUGGAUGGUGUCAGUCUUUUAAUUCCACCUAGCAGUCCUCUUCCUAUUAGAGAUGAUGAAAUUAUUGAAAUAUCUAAAGAAAAACUCACACUAGAGGAGAAACCAACUGAAAAUAAGCGUCUCUCCAAAGAAGAAUAUGAAGCAAAGAAGGAAAGAGAGGCUAAAUCAAAGGCUAUUGUAUUAGAAAUGAUAGGAGAUUUACCAGAUGCUGACGUCAAGCCACCAGAUAGUGUUCUCUUUGUUUGUAGACUCAAUCCAAUCACCUCAGAGAAGAGUCUUCGAACAAUCUUUUUACAAUACGGUAAUAUUGUAAAAUGUGAAAUUGUUAAAAACAGAAAGACUGGAAAGAGCAAAACUUAUGCAUUCAUUGAAUUUGAAGAUGCUGAAUCCUGUGAGCGAGCCUUCCUCAAAUCUGAAGGAUUAGUCAUUGAUGAUCACAAGAUUCACGUCGACUUUUCUCAAUCCAUUGCCCAUCUGUGGGCUCAGAAUGAGAAGGAAAAAAAGCAGGCCGAAACAUCACCACAACGACAUGGAAAUGACAAGGAAAGAAAUGAUCGUCACCAUGAUAAUAGAAGGGAUAAUAGAGAUUACAACGAUGAUCAUUAUGGAAGAGAACAUAGGAAUUCCCAUAAAUCUGAAUCGUCAAGUCAUCACAAUAGAAGUUAUAGAGAUGAUUAUCAUAGAGACUAUAGGGAUGAUAGAAGAGAUUACAGAAGGGAUGAUAGAAGGGAUUACAGAGAUGAUAGAAGAGACAACAGAGACCACAGAGAUGACAGAAGAUUGGACUCUGAUAAUAAGAGAAAGUACAAUGAUGACCACAAGUCAGAGAGAAGAUUCAAUGACUAUGACCAAAACAAAAAGCAAAAACGAUAAAUUAUUUAUUUCUCUG
Messenger RNA from Naegleria gruberi, 1495 nucleotides. Its product is annotated as cyclophilin-type peptidyl-prolyl cis-trans isomerase. The coding region runs from base 1 to 1479 and encodes 492 amino acids. NCBI's taxonomy places the organism in Eukaryota, Heterolobosea, Eutetramitea, Acrasida, Naegleriidae. The record is from RefSeq and is a predicted model, not a curated record. Gene Ontology annotation, molecular function: peptidyl-prolyl cis-trans isomerase activity; RNA binding. Gene Ontology annotation, biological process: protein peptidyl-prolyl isomerization. The transcript has a single exon. Gene Ontology annotation, cellular component: nucleus.